UUCUCUCCAUCUUCUUCACCUCUUAUGGCGACUCCGAAUCAGGAAGCAAUCGACACUUUCAUGAGCAUCACCGGCGCUUCAGACGCCGUCGCCGUUCAGAAGCUCGAGGAACAUCGUGGUGAUCUUAAUCAAGCUGUGAAUGCAUAUUUCAGCGAGGGAGAUCGAAAUGCAGUACAUGAAGCACCAGUGAAUGUCCCUCAUGACGACGACGCAAUGGAUAUAGAUGAUGUGAUUCCCACUGCACAAUCUCUUCUCAAUGCAGCUAGAACAGCGGGACCCUUUUCGCUUCUGGAUUCAAACUUUGGUAGAAGUAUAUUUGAUAAUGAUCCUCUUAUGCCGCGACCACCUCCAUUUGUUAGUCAUCCCAGAGAGGUUAGGCAGAUACCCAUAGAGGUUAAGGAUAGCAGUGGGCCAUCAGAACGAUCUAGUGAUGCUCCUACUAUUGAGGAUGUCACAGAAACAGCACAUGUUCAGGGUCCAGCUACUCAAGGGACGGUUAUUAUAGAUGAAGAGAGUGAUGAUGAUAUUCCUUAUGCACCAACGACAAGGAGUAGGCAAGUUAUACAUGCCGGUCCUGCACCCAAUAAUGCUCAAGAUUACAAUGAUAUCGAAGAAGAGAUGAUCCGAGCUGCCAUUGAGGCCUCAAAAAUGGAGGCUGAGGGAUCAAAUAAUCCUUUGCCUGUAGAGAGGCCGUCUCACAUGGGAGAUGAUGAUGACAUAGCAAAAGCUGUCACGAUGUCAUUAAAGUCAGCGGAGGAAGAAGUUUUGCGCAAUCAAGGGUAUAAAGCCUCAACUUCAGAAAUAGGACCUUCUGAAACGGCUGCUGCUCAAGCACCUCAAGACACCCAAGCCCUGAACGGAAGAUUGGCAGCACCUACCGCACCAUUUGAGGAUGACUCUGAUGAUGUUGAUGAGGAGCCCCUUGUUAGACACAGGCCAAGACGUGCGGCGUCUGGAUCACUGGCCCCAACAAACGCUGACCGUUCCCGGAGCGGGAGUCCUGAAGCAGAAGAUCCAGCGGGUAGAGGCAAUGGUUUUCCUUCUGAGUGGGGAGGCAUAUCGUCCGAGGAACAUGAUGAAGCUGUCAUGCUUGAGGCAGCCAUGUUCGGUGGCAUUCCUGAAACUGGAUUCAAUCAUCUUCCAUUCUUACCACCUCAGCAGAGAGCAUUUGCUCCACCGCGUCCACCCUCACCUUCAUUGACAGCUCAGAGGAUGAUACGAGAACAGCAGGAUGAUGAGUAUCUUGCAUCCCUGCAAGCUGACCGAGAUAAAGAACUGAAAUCCAUUAGAGAUGCUGAGACACGUCAGCUAGAGGAAGAAUCUGCUAGGAAGGCUUUUCUGGAGGAAGAAAAGAAAAAAGAAGAAGAAGCUCAAAGACAACUCGAGGAGGAACAGGAGCUACAGAGGCAACUAGAUGCGAAAGAAGCUUCUCUACCUAAGGAGCCACAAGCAGACGAAGAGAAUGCCAUUACACUUCUAGUCCGAAUGCCAGAUGGAACUCGACUUGGUCGCCGUUUCCUUAAAUCCGACAAACUCCAAACUCUUUUCGACUUCAUAGACAUAGCCAGAGUGGUGAAACCCAAGAGUUACAGACUGGUGAGACCAUAUCCCAGGCAUGCGUUUGGGGAUGGAGAAAGUGAGUCGACUCUGAAUGAUCUUGGAUUAAGCACCAAACAAGAAGCAUUGUUCCUUGAGCUUAUCUGA
Messenger RNA from Thlaspi arvense, 1704 nucleotides. NCBI's taxonomy places the organism in Eukaryota, Viridiplantae, Streptophyta, Magnoliopsida, Brassicales, Brassicaceae. The record is from the annotation of a GenBank genome assembly.